Vespula pensylvanica (western yellowjacket) is the source of this 2783-nucleotide messenger RNA. RefSeq names its product puff-specific protein Bx42 (gene Bx42). The record is from RefSeq and is a predicted model, not a curated record. Gene Ontology annotation, biological process: mRNA splicing, via spliceosome. The transcript has 7 exons. NCBI's taxonomy places the organism in Eukaryota, Metazoa, Arthropoda, Insecta, Hymenoptera, Vespidae. Bases 128 to 1759 code for a protein of 543 amino acids. Gene Ontology annotation, cellular component: spliceosomal complex.
AUUAGUUCCUGCUUUCGACGCGUUGGCGCUGGCAGCGUUGAUCAUUCGAUACAUAAAUUGUAGUCGAAUUAUUCCGUAAAUUAUUUUCGAUUUGUUCUGUAUUAUUUCCUGGUAAUUAGUUAGCAAAAUGUCUUUGACAAGUUUAUUGCCAACACCCAGUCAAGUUGUUUGGGAUAGAGAAGAUGAAGCUCGUGAACAAAAAUUACGCCAAAGACCAGUCUCUGCUUUGGUUAAGGCUGUUAUUACAGCACCACCUUAUGGACAACGAAAAGGAUGGGUUCCACGCAAUGCAGAGGAUUUUGGAGAUGGAGGUUCCUUUCCAGAAAUUCACGUUGCUCAAUAUCCGUUGGGAAUGGGAAUGAAAGGCAAAGAAACGACUAGUAAUGCACUUGCAGUUCAAUUAGAUGCGCAAGGAAAAGUUAAAUAUGAUGUUAUAGCUAGACAGGGUCAUUCUAAAGAUAAAAUAGUCUAUAGUAAACUCAGUGAUUUAUUACCAUCUGAAAUAACAAGCGAGGAAGAUCCUACCUUACAACGUCCAGCUGACGAUGAAAUUGAUGAGAUUACAGAAAAAACUAAAAAAGCUUUAGAAAAGAUUACUAGGUCAAAAAUCGCUGCUGCCAUGCCUGUCAGAUGUGCGGAGAAACAAGCACCAGCUCAAUAUAUUCGAUAUACUCCUUCUCAGCAAGGACAAUCAUUUAAUUCAGGUGCCAAACAAAGAGUUAUUAGAAUGGUAGAAGCUCAGAUAGAUCCAUUAGAGCCACCAAAAUUCAAAAUUAAUAAGAAAAUUCCACGAGGACCUCCUUCUCCCCCAGCGCCUGUCAUGCAUUCUCCAACAAGAAAAGUUACGGUGAAAGAACAGAAGGAAUGGAAAAUACCGCCUUGUAUCAGUAACUGGAAAAAUGCUAAGGGUUAUACAAUUCCUCUCGAUAAACGUCUCGCUGCAGAUGGUCGUGGGUUGCAACAAGUUCACUUGAAUGAAAAUUUUGCGAAAUUAGCAGAAGCCUUGUAUAUUGCUGAUAGGAAAGCUCGAGAAGCAGUUGAAAUGAGAGCUCAGUUGGAGAAGAAAUUAGCGCAGAAGGAAAAAGAGAAGAAGGAGGAUCACUUGAGACAGCUCGCACAGAAAGCUAGAGAAGAACGUGCUGGAUUGAAGUCCAGUGCGGCAUUAGAUAAGGCCGAAGAAUCACGUGAAAGAGAUCAGUUAAGACAAGAACGACAUAAGGAUCGUGCACGAGACCGAAAUUUAGCACGUGCUGCACCAGACAAGAGAUCUCGUUUACAACGUGAACGUGAACGUGAUAUCAGCGAACAAAUUGCACUUGGUCUACCAGCAAAAAGCAUUCCCACUUCUGGAGAAGCACAAUUUGAUCAGCGUUUGUUCAAUACUAGUAAAGGGAUGGACAGUGGUUAUGGUCACGAUGAUGAAUACAAUGUUUAUGAUAAGCCAUGGAAAGAUGCAAAUUCUAUUGCCUCUCAUAUCUAUCGGCCAAGUAAAAAUAUUGAUAAAGAUAACUACGGAGAUGAUUUGGAAAAACUUGUUAAAACAAAUAGAUUCGUACCGGAUAAAGAGUUCAGUGGUACUGAUCGAUCGACUACACGAUCUGGACCAGUGCAAUUUGAAAAAGAUGAGGAAGAUCCUUUCGGUUUGGAUCAGUUCUUGAAACAAGCUAAACAUGCUACAAGUUCGACAAGUACAACGACGAAACGUAAAGAAGACAGAGAUCAACGUCGUGACGAUCGUGACAAACGUAGGAAACAUUAAUUUUUCUUUUUAUUUUGGAUUGUAUCUUAUACUGAUAAAAUACAUACUAUUGCGUGUGUAUAUAUAUAUGUAUAUACCAUUCAGACAAUUUAAUGAAUGCGUCCGAUGGUAAAUAUAAUUAUAUUAUAAUCAAAGCAAUAGAUAAGCGAGAUAUUUCAUAUUAAGUAUUUUAAUAUGUUUAUAGUUAAGUAUAUAAUAUAUAUAUAUAUAUAUAUAAAUCUAGAAUUAAUAUCACAAAUUACAUUAUAUCGCCGUAUGUAAGUACUUAUGAGUGUGUGGUACGUGUGCCUGUGCGUGUGUAAACACGUACACAUUAAUAAUCAAUACAAAUUUAUAACGAUUGAUAAUAAUGAUGAUGUUAUUAAAGGUCGUUAAUUACGUCUAAGAUAUAAAUAAUAAAAAUGGUGUCAGAUCAAGGUCGAUCACUUUCGACGAGAUGGUCUUUCACAAAGUUUCGUAGAAUAUAUGUACGUCGUAUCUUCCUUAGAAAUUAUUUAUAAGUUUAAUUAUUUUAUUAUAUUUCUUUUAUUAACUAUUAGCACAAUUAUAAUCUAUUACACAUUCUUCAUAAUUAAUAAUAAGAUUCAAUCGUUGUCAUUUGUAAUUAAUUUACUUCAGGAUAUAUAAUAAACAUUGUAAUUUUUUAAUAAUAUCAUAUAUUUUAAAUACAAUUUACGAACUCUUUCUUCGCAAAUUUCUUUUUAGAAGGAUGUAUUAUGUUUCAGUCGUAUAUAUAUUUAUAAUUAUUUCAUAUAUAUAGUUUAUUGUAUUAGACUGUUCUUUAUCCCUGGUUUUAUAAUGGUUUACGGCAACGAUGAGUACAAACAUAAUUUUUGAUCGAUUUUGAUGAACGAGAUCUUCUUUCAAAGAUAAAGGUUUAAGCGGGGACAUGACUUUUUUUUAGAAUUUUUAAAAAAGCUUUAUCUUCUUUGGAAAAAAUCGCGUUGAAAAAUUGUAUUCGUUUGGAGAAUAAUUCGUGCAUGAAAAUCAAAGGUCACUCUUUUUGAGCGAAAUUAAAACGAAA